Pristis pectinata (smalltooth sawfish) is the source of this 12567-nucleotide messenger RNA. RefSeq names its product dynein, axonemal, heavy chain 1 (gene dnah1). Gene Ontology annotation, cellular component: dynein complex. Gene Ontology annotation, molecular function: dynein intermediate chain binding; dynein light intermediate chain binding; minus-end-directed microtubule motor activity. Gene Ontology annotation, biological process: microtubule-based movement. The record is from RefSeq and is a predicted model, not a curated record. Lineage: Eukaryota; Metazoa; Chordata; Chondrichthyes; Rhinopristiformes; Pristidae.
ACUUCAGUGAAUGAGGAGCAGUCUGCCAGGAAAUAUCCAAGUAUCACGGAAAGAGGCUUCUAUUCAGACAUCCUUGCUUCAGGGGCAUUAACUAUUCUAGGGAAUGUUCAGGAAGGCCCCAAAGUAAUACAGCACUUGCUAAAUCAGUCAGGCCAGGAACAUUAUACUCCUGAAGUAUCUGCUUUCCGUGGGCCUGAGGACAUUGUGACACAUCUGCAAUCGCAAGUGUACGGAUCUGAUACAGAACUUCAUACAAGAACAGAUUUUACACUCAGAUCCUUUCAGCCAAAAGUGCAAAUUCCAUUUCAAGUGGCUCCUGGACAACGACCUCGCAAACUUGAGAUUGAAAGGCGAAGACGGCAAUAUCAGAGUCAGAAUCUUAAACAGCUACUGAAGCUUGAAGGAAUUAAUUCAGACAAGUUGAUACCACGUCACUCUGGACCAGAAAAGAAUCGUGCCAAGAGUGGAAAGAAUCCAGCACAAUUCACUGUUUACCUUCCAUUAGAGGUAUUUGAUGAUGAAGAAUUUGAAAGUCGGACACCAGAUGAAUGGUUAGAACUUGGCUAUGAGGAAGGAUCUAAUGAUAGGAAACCCAUCCCAGGGUACGCACUUCUACCCAAAGAUGACAAGUUGGGACAUGAUGAUCUCAAAAGUGAUUCACUUGGCUACAAGUGGUUUGUUGGAGUUUUGGACUACGACAAGGAAAAGAAAUUAUAUCUUUGCAGAAAGCAAAUAGUUUAUGGUUUAAUUCGAGAUGAAAAAAACAGAAUGGUAUUGAAUGGUGGCAUUACUGAAACUGGUAGAUUGGAGUUGCCCAAUCAGUUUUGGAUACCACGGGUCCAGCUGAUGUUUAGUGCAGAAGAUCCUGUUGUCUUUUCAAAGCGAGUAGCACAAGCCCAUUUCCUACGCCAGAAGACAGAAGCGAUGCUGCUCUACAAUCUGUACAUUGACUGCAUGCCGGUUGAUGGGCUUCGGUUUCUAGACAAAAACAGUCUUAAAAACAUGAAGAAAUGGGCUUUCAGCACUCCUGGCUUCCGAGACAAAUCUGCGUUGCCAAACUAUUUUAAAAAAAUAGAACAGGAAGUUCAUCUGGAUUAUAAUCGCACCAUGAAUAAAAUUACUUUUGACAACAUUGUGUUGUCUGACCCCAAACAUUUUUCUUACGUCACUCUCCCAGAUAAAAAGGAAAUUAAAGUGCCAAGCAAAGGGCUCGUACAACUCGCAGAUUAUUCAUUUCAUCAAAAGAAAAAGGCAUUUUUCUUUAACACUUUGUUGAUGAAGCCAGAAGUGAUAGUUGCCUUGUGUAAAGUUCGUGCUGAAUGCAACAAAGUGGCAGCCAUGUCUCUUUUUUUUGUAACUUUCAUAAAAAGUGUUCGAUUAGAAGAAUUUGAACAGAUUCAGUCGCAGGCACAUGCACAGAUACAGCUAUUUCUUAGUGAUAGUUGGAUCAACACAUUGAAGAAAGUAUUACGUAGCAGCCUAUGGGAUGUUCGGAAAGGUUGGUUUAACUUACGCGAGUCUAACUGGGAGGUUUAUCGCAAGUCUAAGCUGCACAUGAUGAUGGAAAUGAUCCGGUAUAACCUGCAGGACUCCCUCAGAUACCUUGUGCAAGAUUCUCUUGUUAACUACACUCAAAUGAUCCUUGAUGGCUGCUACAGUUCCCUCAAUUGCUCCGUGGAUAUGAAAUGGGGUGAAGACUUCAUUAACAGCAAUUUCAAGCCCAGGAAAAUGCCUAUUUUUGUCCUGGACCUUAGUCUGGAUAAGGGCAAGGUGCUCUUCAGCACACAGUUGGAAAGAUUUAAAGCUGUUACACUGACUCUGUUUGAUAAAGCCAUCACAGCCACACAACAUGUUCCUCAUAUAGAAAAGUUUGUCCUGGAGGAGAUGUUUCAAAGUGGAACACCAUUACUGGAGUCUGUAUGGCACAAUGAGCCACCUGUUCAAGAAUUACGUAAUACAAUAAAAAAUGCCAGAAAAGCACUGAUACCCCUGAAAAGCUAUGCCAAGGAAUACGAGAAAUUCAUUGAAAUCAGUGAGUUGGAUAUUGAAAAAUAUGUCAGCACAUUUGAGAGUCAGGAUCCAACGGUUCAAGAGGUAAAACAUGAAGUGGAAAUGCACUGAAGAAGAAAAAAGCACAUAGAAAGCUCAAUUCCUAGUAAUAUUAUUAUCGGGCCCUUUAUUGUCAACGUGGAAACAUUACGAGCGAACCUUGCAAGAAAUGCAAUGGCUUGGCUCAAGCUGUAUUAAAAAUGUUUUGCCAAAAAACUUCACAAGCAAGUGGAAAACAUCAAUGAUGAUUUCAAAAUGAUCAACAGAAAAUUAUUUGAGAAGGCUAACACUAUUGAAGAAUUGACAGAUCACCGAGAAUGGAUGAAAAAAAUUCCCGAAAUGCUGAAAACAAAUGAGGAAAUAACAAACAAAAUCAUGGCUGAAUAUGAUAUUUUUGAUGAAUUCCUGUACAAUCUAACUGAUGAUGAUUUUGAAGCUAAAUGGGCUUCAAUUUCUGCGCCUCACAUGAUCAAUACACGGGUGGAGGUAAUAAAAGCUCAACACAUGGAGGAGGAAGAACAUUUCCGAAAAAUCCAGACAUCAGACCAAAGUGCUUUGCAGGAGAAGCUCGAAGGAUUGCAGAUUGUUGUAGCUGGAUUUUCUACUUAUACUGACAUGAGCCGUGCACAUGAAACUGCCAAUGAAGUCAGACGAAUCCACAAACAGUUAGUGGAAUCACAGAAUCAAGCACAGCUCUAUAACAGCAGAGAACGCCUCUUCGAGAUGCCAGUCACCAAUUAUGACAGACUUCACAAGAUGGCCAAGGAAUUCCAACCGUAUCGGGAUCUAUGGACAACUACAUCAGACUGGUUACGUUGGUAUGACAGUUGGAUGAAUGAUCCAUUGAAUACCAUUGACGCAGAACAAAUAGAACGGAAUGUAAUUGAUGCCUACAAGACUGUGCAUCGGUGCAGCAAGUACUUCAAAGACAUUCCAGGUCUUUCAGAAGUUGCACUGAAAAUCCGAUCAAUGAUUGAGGAAUUUAAGCCGUAUAUACCCCUGAUUCAAGCACUGCGAAAUCCUGGUAUGCGAAACAGACACUGGGAAACGCUAUCAGAGCAGAUCCAAAUACCAAUCAAGCCUAAGGCUAAUUUGACAUUUGCACGAUGUUUGGACAUGAAUCUUCAAGACCAUGUAGAGGCCAUUGCCAAGGUAGCAGAAGUAGCUGGAAAGGAAUAUGCCAUUGAACAGGCCCUGGAUAAGAUGGAGGCUGAAUGGGAAAAUAUCUUGUUCGAUGUAAUGCCAUACAAAGAAACAGGAACAUAUAUCUUGAAAAGUCCAGAUGAAGCUUCUCAGUUACUGGAUGAUCAUAUUGUCAUGACACAAAGCAUGUCUUUCUCGCCUUAUAAGAAGGAAUAUGAAGCAAGGAUCAACAGUUGGGAAAGCAAACUACGGAUGACUCAGGAUGUCCUGGAAGAAUGGCUGCAGUGUCAGAGAUCUUGGAUUUACCUGGAACCUAUCUUCAGCUCUGAUGAUAUUAACAGACAGCUGCCGGUGGAAAGUAAACGAUAUCAUACUAUGGAACGGCUAUGGAUAAAUAUAAUGAAAAAUGCAAAUGAAAAUAGACAGAUAAUUGAAUUAUGCCCUGAUGGAAGGCUGCUGGAGAACUUGCGUGAAUGUAACAAACAACUUGACCUUGUGCAGAAAGGUCUCAGUGAAUAUCUGGAGACAAAGAGAGGCUCUUUCCCAAGAUUCUACUUUCUAUCAGAUGAUGAAUUGCUCGAGAUCUUGUCUCAAACUAAAGAUCCUACUGCUGUUCAGCCUCAUUUGCGCAAGUGUUUUGAGAACAUUGCUCAUUUACAUUUCCAAGAGGACCUACACAUCACACAUAUGUACUCAGCAGAAGGAGAGGAGAUUAAACUCUUCAAAGACAUCUAUCCCACAGGAAAUGUGGAAGACUGGCUGGUGGAGGUAGAAAAAAUAAUGAAGGCAAGUGUGAAAGAUAACAUCCAGAGAUCAUUGAAAACCUAUCCAGAGACUCUUCGUACAGAGUGGGUUCUGAUCUGGCCUGGCCAGGUUGUUAUUGCAGGCUGCCAAACCUUUUGGACCAUGGAGGUAUCUGAAGCAUUACAGAAUGGAGAUCUAGAGAGCAGACUCUUCCCGAAGCUGGGGAGUCAGCUGAAUGAUUUGGUGACUCUUGUGCGAGGGAAAUUGACAAGGAUGCAAAGAACAAUUCUAUCAGCAUUGAUUGUGAUUGAAGUCCAUGCCAAGGAUGUAGUGGCUAAUCUGCUGGAGGAAAAUGUUCAAAGUGAGAAUGACUUUGAGUGGAUCAGCCAGCUCAGGUACUAUUGGGCACGAGAUGAUCUUCGUGUAUGUGCAGUAAAUGCUGAAUUUCUCUAUGGUUAUGAAUACCUGGGAAACACUGGUCGUUUGGUCAUCACCCCACUCACAGACAGAUGCUACCUCACGUUAACUGGUGCUCUUCACCUUAAGUUUGGUGGAGCACCAGCUGGACCUGCUGGCACAGGGAAAACAGAAACUACAAAAGAUUUGGGUAAAGCCCUUGCAAUACAGACUGUGGUUUUCAACUGCUCUGACCAACUUGACUUCUUAGCAAUGGGCAAAUUUUUUAAAGGUUUGGCCAGCUCUGGAGCCUGGGCUUGUUUUGAUGAGUUUAAUCGAAUUGAUAUUGAAGUUUUGUCUGUGGUGGCACAACAGAUCACAACCAUUCAGAAAGCGCAGCAACAACGGGUUGAACGUUUCAUGUUUGAAGGAAUAGAGAUUCCACUGAUACCAUCUUGUGCUGUCUUCAUUACCAUGAACCCUGGCUAUGCUGGUCGUACAGAGUUACCCGACAAUCUUAAGGCUUUGUUCAGGCCUGUGGCCAUGAUGGUUCCUGACUAUGCCAUGAUCGCUGAGAUUUCUCUGUAUUCCUUUGGGUUCAGCAAUGCUAAAGUUCUUGCAAAGAAAAUCACCACAACUUUCAAACUAUCCAGCGAACAACUCAGCUCACAGGAUCAUUAUGACUUUGGAAUGAGAGCUGUAAAAACUGUGAUCUCUGCAGCAGGGAACCUGAAGAGAGAAAAUCCUGACAUGGAUGAGGAACUGAUAUGUCUGAGAGCAAUCCGUGAUGUGAAUGUGCCCAAGUUCCUGCAGGAUGAUCUCAAGCUCUUCAAUGGUAUUGUGUCAGAUCUUUUCCCCAAGAUUAAGGAAGAACCUGUUGACUACGGCAUUCUGGAGGCAUCCAUUCGCAAAACAUGUACCAAGAAAAAUCUGAAAGAUGUUAAUGGCUUUGUGACCAAGUGCAUUCAGUUAUAUGAAACCACAGUUGUCCGGCAUGGACUGAUGUUAGUUGGUCCUUCAGGAUCUGGAAAGACAAAGUGUUAUGAAGUCUUAGCAGAAGCACUGACAGCUUUAAAGGGGAAAAAUGUCAGUCAGCAGCGAAAAGUAACGAAAAAGUCUCCGUAUUUAUUCUCAACCCCAAAUCUAUCACACAUGGGUCAGCUGUAUGGGGAAUUUGAUCUUUUAACUCAUGAGUGGACGGAUGGCAUUUUAUCAUCAUUAAUUCGUGUUGGAGCAGCAGCCACUGACCAAGUGAAAAAAUGGUACAUGUUUGAUGGGCCAGUGGAUGCUGUAUGGAUUGAAAACAUGAACACUGUCCUGGAUGAUAACAAAAAGCUAUGCCUCAGCUCUGGAGAAAUAAUCAAACUCACUGAGGUGAUGACAAUGAUGUUUGAGGUGCAGGACCUGGCGGUGGCCUCUCCUGCCACUGUCUCUCGCUGUGGAAUGGUCUACCUGGAGCCCAGCAUUUUAGGACUUAAACCGUUUAUUGAAUGCUGGCUGAGGAAGGUUCCCUCAGCCAUAGAACCCUACAAAAUGAAACUGGAGUUUCUCUUUAAUCACUUCCUGGAGGAGUCAAUUUUUCUUGUGAGGAAAUCGAUGAAAGAGGUGAUCGCCUCGAUGGAUAGUAAUCUUACCUUCAGCCUCCUGAAAUUGAUGGAUUGCUUCUUCAAUCCUUUGGUGCCAAAAGAGGGUGACAGAGGUCUUCCGAUUGAAAAGCAGAAGUUAUUGGAUGACUUAAUCGAACCCUGGUUUAUUUUUUCCUUGAUUUGGAGUGUUGGUUGUACUGGUGAUGCUGAGAGUUAUACUAUUUUCAGCAACUGGUUGAGACAGAAGAUGGUGGAAGAGAAGAUAGCUUUGUGUUUCCCUGAUGAUGGGCUGGUGUAUGACUAUCAGCUGGAUGAUGCUGGAUUUAGCAGUACAAGUCCUGAGGAGGAGGACAUUGAGAAAAGGGUGCAGUGGGUCCAUUGGAUAACUUCCGCAUCAGAAGUAGAAAUUACACCAGAAACCAAUUACUCUGACAUUAUCAUUCCAACCCAGGACACCAUACGCAUGUCACAUUUGUUGUCGAUGCUUCUAACCAACAAGAAACCAGUGCUAUGUAUUGGACCAACAGGAACUGGAAAGACCAUCGUCAUCUCUGACAAGCUUCUUAAAAAGAUACAUCCCGAUUACAUUUCCCAUUUUAUGAUAUUUUCAGCUCGUACAUCUGCUAAUCAAACACAGGAUUUUAUUGACAGUAAACUUGAUAAGAGGCGCAAAGGUGUGUAUGGACCUCCUCUUGGAAAGUAUUUUAUAUUUUUCAUUGAUGACCUGAAUAUGCCAGCUCUCGAGACAUAUGGAGCCCAGCCUCCCAUUGAAAUCUUGCGGCAAUGGAUGGAUCAUAAAGGCUGGUAUGACAGGAAACAGAUAGGAAAGUUUAAGGAACUAAUGGAUAUCAACUUUGUGUGUGCCAUGGGACCACCGGGUGGAGGAAGAAACCCAAUUACUGCACGAUUCUCCCGUCAUUUCAAUUAUCUGUCCUUUGUUGAAAUGAAUGACAGCAGCAAACUGAAGAUAUUUUCUACAAUCUUGGAUAGUUGGUUGGGAAAUGCUGAAGGGAUCAAAAAUCUGAACGAGCCACUUGUUACAGCAACAAUUGAAGUAUACUCCACUAUAAUGUCCCAGUUGCUCCCAACCCCUGCCAAGUCGCAUUACACUUUCAAUCUACGUGAUUUGUCCAAGGUCUUCCAGGGCAUCCUCAUGGCUGAGUCAUAUAAUACUCAGAGUAAAGUUCUGUUGCUGAGACUGUGGUAUCACGAAAGUUGCCGUGUGUUCAAAGACCGGCUGGUGAAUGAUGCUGACUGCAGCUGGUUUGAAAACCUGAUGCACAACAAGCUUUUGGAUUUGGGCACAAACUUUGAAGAGAUUGCUCCACAUACGCCUGUGCUCUAUGGGGACUUCAUGGCUAUUGGAACAGAUAACAAGAUCUAUGAAUUUAUUGCUGACCAUGAAAAGAUGCUGAAUGUUAUUGAAGAGUACAUGGAUGAUUUCAAUCAGACUAGCACAAACAAGUUGAAGCUCAUUCUUUUCAUGGAUGCCAUCCAACAUGUCUGCAGAAUUACCAGGAUUUUGCGGCAGCCAAUGGGCAAUGCCUUGUUACUGGGGGUUGGGGGCAGUGGAAGACAGUCCCUUACCAAAUUAGCAUCCCAUAUGGCUGAAUUUGAUUGUUUUCAAAUUGAACUUGCCAAAAAUUAUGGACCAUCAGAAUGGAGAGAAGAUAUAAAGCGGAUCUUGAUGAAAGCAGGAAUACAAUACCAACAGAUCACCUUCCUUUUUGUGGACACACAGAUCAAGGAGGAGUCAUUUUUAGAGGAUGUCAAUAAUAUCUUGAACUCAGGAGAUGUUCCAAAUUUAUACAGCUUUGAUGAGCAGGAGGUAAUCUUCACUGCAAUGAAACCAGUUGUAUUGGACCUUGGGCAGCAACCAACUAAAGCCAACAUGAUGGCUACAUACACAAAGCGAGUACGCAAUAAUAUUCAUACCGUACUGUGUAUGAGUCCAAUUGGGGAAGUGUUCAGGGCCCGAUUGCGCCAGUUUCCAUCUCUCGUAACAUGCAGUACGAUUGACUGGUUUAAUGAAUGGCCAACUGAAGCUCUCCAGUCUGUUGCUAAUGCCUACCUAGAGGAAAUGCCAGAGCUUGAUGCAAGUCCAGACAUUAUGAAGGCACUGGUUCAGAUGUGUGUCUCUAUUCACCAAACAGUUGCAAAAAAGUCCUUGCAGUAUAUGCGUGAGCUUUCCAGACACAAUUACAUCACACCUAAGAGCUACCUAGACUUGCUCGGCCUCUUCUCUGUACUGAUUGGUAUAAAGAUACAAAUGCUGACAACAGACAAAAACAGGAUGAAAGGUGGUCUAGACAAGCUGUUGCGCACCGCAGAAGAUGUGGCUAAAAUGCAGGAAGAGUUGGAAUCAAUGAGACCCCUUCUAGAGGAGGCAGCACAUGAUACUGCAACAACUAUGGAAAAAAUAAAGGCUGAUACUACCAUUGCAGAGGAGACCCGCAAGGCUGUUAGUGAAGAGGAAGCAAAGGCCUCAGAAAAGGCAAAUAUAGCCCAAGCAAUUGCUGAUGAUGCUCAAAAGGAUUUAGACGAGGCAUUGCCUGCUCUAGAUGCAGCUUUGGCCAGCCUAAAGUCCCUGAAUAAAAAUGAUGUAACUGAGGUACGAGGCAUGCAACGCCCACCCCUUGGCGUGAAGUUGGUGAUGGAAGCAGUGUGUAUUAUGAAGGGAAUUAAACCAAAAAAAAUCGCAGGAGAAAGACCAGGGACUAAAAUUGAUGACUAUUGGGAACCAGGAAAAGGACUUUUACAGGAUCCAGCCAAAUUCCUGGACAGCUUGUUUAAAUAUGACAAGGACAAUAUUCCCGAUUCUAUAAUCAAAGCAAUCCAACCAUACAUUGACAGUGAGGACUUCAUGCCUGCUUCUAUUGCUAAGAUUUCAAAAGCAUGUACUUCAAUUUGCCAGUGGGUUCGAGCCAUGUACAAAUAUCAUUUCAUCGCCAAAGCUGUGGAGCCUAAAAGGCAAGCCCUCCAUGAAGCUCAGGAAGAUCUGGCUGUGACUCAAAAGAUCCUAGAAGAAGCAAAGAGCCGUCUGGAAGAAGUGGAACUUGGGAUAGCUGCUCUUGAAUCUAAGUACAAGGACUGUGUAGCAAAGAAGGAUGAGCUGGAAAAUAAAUGUGAGCAGUGUGAGCAGAGGCUAAUCAGAGCUGACAAGCUAUUAAAUGGACUGUCAGAUGAGAAAAUUCGGUGGCAAGAGACUGUCCAGAAUCUGGACCAAAUGAUCAAUAACAUAGCAGGGGAUGUGCUACUAGCAGGAGGGUACGUGGCUUAUCUGGGACCUUUCACGGGAGAAUAUCGUGCAGCAAUGAAUGAUGAAUGGCUGAAAAAGCUUCUUGCACUUGGUGUUCCACACACAAAAGAAUGCACUCUGACUUCAACGUUAGGGGAUCCUGUGAACAUAAGGACCUGGCAGAUUGCAGGUCUUCCCAAAGAUGCACUAUCAGUUGAGAAUGGAAUAAUUGCACGGUAUACUCAACGAUGGCCUUUGUUUAUUGAUCCACAAGGUCAAGCAAAUAAAUGGAUAAAAAAUUUGGAAAGAGACAACGGAUUAGAUAUUUUCAAGAUGUCUGACCGUGACUUUCUGCGGAGUCUGGAGAAUGCCAUACGUUUUGGGAAGCCUUGCCUUUUGGAGAAUGUGAGGGAGGAACUGGAUCCAGCCCUGGAGCCCAUACUGUUGAAAUUGACCUUUAAGCAACAAGGGAGUACAGUUAUAAAACUGGGAGAUGCGGUUAUCCCUUAUCAUGAAGAUUUUAAAAUGUAUAUCACCACCAAGCUGCCCAAUCCUCACUACACUCCUGAGAUAUCAACGAGGGUCACUCUCAUUAAUUUCACACUAUCUCCAAGUGGUCUGGAGGAUCAGCUCCUGGGUCGUGUUGUGGCACAGGAGCGUCCAGAUCUAGAGGACGCGAAGAAUCAGCUGAUCGUCAGCAAUGCUAAAAUGAGGAGCGAGCUUAAGGAGAUAGAGGAUCAGAUACUUUUACGCCUGAGCACCUCUGAGGGCAAUCCUGUAGAUGAUGUGGAAUUAAUCAAAGUUCUUGAGGCUUCUAAAGUUAAAGCAGGAGAAAUCAAGAUGAAAGUGACAAUAGCAGAACAAACAGAGAAGGAUAUUGAUAUCACUCGGCUCCAAUAUGUUCCUGUUGCUGUCAGGACACAGAUCCUGUUUUUCUGUGUUUCUGAUUUAUCCAAUGUGGACCCAAUGUAUCAGUAUUCUUUGGAAUGGUUCCUCAGCAUCUUCAUGGCAGGCAUUGCAAAUUCUGAGCGAGCAGAUACUGUGGAGAAGAGGAUACAACUUAUCAAUAAUUACUUCACCUACAGCCUGUACCUCAAUGUCUGCAGGAGCCUAUUUGAGAAGCACAAGCUCAUGUUUGCUUUCCUGGUGUGCGUGAGGAUCAUGAUGAAUGAUGACAGGAUUGACAUGGAUGAAUGGCAUUACCUGCUCUCUGGAGGAUCUAUCCACACUUUGAGCCCCAACCCAGCCCCUGACUGGCUCUCAGAUAGAGCAUGGAGAGACAUCCAGAGUCUUACUAGCCUUCAGAGCUUCUCCAAGUUUAUAGAGGAUUUUGUUGACAAUCUGGAAGGUUUCCAAAUAAUCUUUGACAGUCCGGAGCCUCACAGACAACCUUUCCCAGGGAAUUUGGAUGCUCAAAUAAAUCCAUUUCAGAAACUACUUGUAAUGCGUUGUCUUCGAGUGGACAAAGUCACCAAUGCCAUGCAGGACUUCGUGUCACUGAACCUUGGGCAAAAAUUCAUUGAGCCUCAGACCUCAGAUCUGUCCGCAGUUUUUAAAGACUCAUCUCCCAGCAUUCCGUUGAUAUUUGUGCUGUCCCCAGGCACAGACCCUGCAGCUGACCUGUAUAAGUUUGCAGAAGAGAUGAAGUUUUCAAAAAAAAUGAGUGCCAUCUCAUUAGGACAGGGGCAGGGGCCAAGGGCAGAAGCCAUGAUGCACAAUGCGAUGGAACGUGGAAAAUGGGUGUUCUUUCAAAACUGUCAUCUGGCUCCUAGCUGGAUGCCUUCUCUGGAGAGACUUAUUGAAACAGUGGAUCCCGACAAGGUUCAUCGUGAUUUCAGGAUUUGGUUGACUAGUUUGCCAAGCAAUACAUUUCCAGUUUCAAUUCUUCAAAAUGGCUCCAAGAUGACGAUUGAACCACCACGAGGCAUAAAAGCAAAUCUCAUGAAAACAUACAUGAAUUUUUCUGAUGACUUCCUAAACUCUUGUUCUAAGGUUUCAGAUUUUAAGUCCCUCCUGUUUUCUUUAUGCCUGUUCCAUGGAAUUAUCAUUGAACGUAGAAAGUUUGGGCCCCUUGGAUUCAAUAUUCCAUAUGAGUUUACAGAUGGGGACCUACGAAUCUGUAUCAGCCAACUGAAGAUGUUCCUGGAAGAAUAUACUGAAUUACCCUUCAAGGUACUAAAAUAUACAGCUGGAGAGAUUAAUUACGGAGGUCGUGUGACAGAUGACUGGGACAGACGAUGUAUAAUGAACAUUUUGGAGGAUUUUUAUAAUGCAGAUGUUCUAGAAGAAGAUCAUUUUUACUCAGAGUCUGGGAUCUACGUGCAGAUUAACACUGAAACUGAACUAGAAGGCUACCUGGAAUACAUUAAGCGUCUCCCAAUUAAUGACACCCCAGAAAUAUUUGGACUACAUGACAACGCAAAUAUCACAUUUGCCCAGAAUGAAACUUUUGCCUUAUUAAAUUGCCUCAUCAUACUUCAGCCUAAAACAUCAGCUGCUGGGGGCAAAGGAGUUGAAGAGAUAGUAGAGGAAAUAUGUGGGAAUAUCCUGGGAAAAAUUCCCAGUCUGAUCGACAUGAAGGCAGUGAUAGAGAAGUUUCCAGUGCGGUAUGAGGAAUCCAUGAAUACGGUCUUGGUUCAAGAAGUUAUCAGGUACAAUCGACUGUUGGAAACAAUUGUGCAAAGUCUUAAUGACCUGGUGAAAGCACUAAAGGGUCUCGUUGUUAUGUCCCUGCAACUGGAAUUGAUGGCAGAUAGUUUGUAUAACAAUACUGUCCCAGAACUCUGGAAUGCCAAGGCGUACCCUUCACUUAAACCCUUGGCUUCCUGGGUCGAAGAUCUUCUUCAGAGAAUUGACUUUCUGCAGAAGUGGAUCACCAAUGGCAUUCCAGCCGCCUUCUGGAUCAGCGGAUUUUUCUUCCCACAGGCAUUUCUAACAGGAACCCUUCAGAAUUUUGCAAGACAAUCCAUUAUCUCUAUUGACUUAAUAUCAUUUGCCUUUACGAUAAUUGAAAAUGAACCACAUGAGUUGAUGCGUCCCAGAAUUGGAUGCUACAUCUAUGGUCUUUUUUUGGAGGGAGCCCGCUGGGAAGGUACUUCAGCCCAGCUGAGUGAAUCUCGACCCAAAGAACUUUACACAAAUAUGGCCGUGAUCUGGUUAAUCCCAACUGCAAAUCGAAAACCACCACAGGGAGGAAUUUAUAACUGUCCAAUAUACAAGACACUCAAACGUGCAGGUACUCUGUCAACAACUGGCCAUUCCACCAAUUAUGUCAUAGCUGUGGAAAUCCCAACCUCCAAACCACAAAGACACUGGAUUAAACAAGGGGUGGCACUAAUCUGUGCACUGGAUUAUUAAGAAGUAGCGUCAGAAGCUAGCUUUGUCAGCUUUUACUGCAGAUAUAGAAUUAAA